Monopterus albus (swamp eel) is the source of this 1254-nucleotide messenger RNA. RefSeq names its product olfactory receptor 142-like. The transcript has 4 exons. Gene Ontology annotation, biological process: G protein-coupled receptor signaling pathway. The coding region runs from base 1 to 1089 and encodes 362 amino acids. The record is from RefSeq and is a predicted model, not a curated record. NCBI's taxonomy places the organism in Eukaryota, Metazoa, Chordata, Actinopteri, Synbranchiformes, Synbranchidae. Gene Ontology annotation, cellular component: membrane. Gene Ontology annotation, molecular function: olfactory receptor activity; G protein-coupled receptor activity.
AUGUGCUCUAUUUAUGAAGAGGUGAUUGCUCCUUAUUGGACCAAGCCAGCUCUACUGGCAGGCAGCUACAUCUCACUCAGUGCACAGUCUGUUGAUUCAGACCAACCCUUGUCAACCAGUCACAGAUCCAGCUCUGUUAACGGCACCAGGGAGCCUGACGGUGUCACCUUCAUCAUCAUCCAGGGCCUCUCCAGCCUCAGUGAAAGACAGAUGAUCCCAUUUGUCAUCCUGCUGCUGGGUUACAUUAUCAUCCUGGGAGGAAACAGCAUGAUCAUCUUUGUGACACUGACUGAUCCAAAGCUCCACUCUCCCAUGUAUUUCUUCCUCUGCCACCUCUCCUUGGUGGACAUGCUCUUCACCACCUCUACCAUCCCCAAAAUGCUGGCUGGCUUCCUGUCAGACGUGUCAACCAUCUCAGUCCCAGGCUGCUUCCUGCAAAUGUUUUUCUUCACUCAGCUAACCUUUACUGGUCAUGCCAUCCUGGCAGUCAUGGCGUACGACCGCUACGUGGCCAUCUGCCACCCUCUGCACUACAUCUCCAUCAUGACUUGGCAGGUCCAGCUGCUCCUCAUAGCAGGAGCCUGGGGCUUUGGCAUCUUCACUAUGUUGCCAUACUUCAUAUAUGCUUUACUCCGACCUUACUGUGGCCCAAAUGUGGUCAAACAUGCCUGGUGUGACCCGUCAUCUAUAAGGCAACUGGUCUGUGCUGACACCUCACUGGAUAACAUUGUGGGCCUUGUCACUGCCACUCUGUCUCUACUGAUCCCAGGAGUCCUCAUCCUGACCUCCUAUGUCCUGAUUGGCAUUUCAGUAUUGAGGAUGGGUGUUGCUCAGAGACUGAAGGCCUUCAGGACGUGUGCUGCCCACUUGACUGUGGUGUCCAUCUCUUUCACCUCAGCUUCCUUUGUGUACAUCUCCUACCGCGUGGGAAGCUUUUCACCAGAGGUACGUAUCAUUGUAGCUGUGCUGUACACUGCUCUGACUCCUUUCCUGAACCCAGUGGUCUACAGUCUGAGGAACAAGGAGCUGCAAGAGUCCAUCAGAAGGACUCUGGUCAGGUUCAGAUUUUCUGUCAUUUCAGUCACAUAGCACGUCAACCCAGUGUCCUGACUGGAAAGGAAACCUGCCACUCUGCUGCCUGGACACAUAAGAAAAGAGAACUGGACAUUCAGACUUCUUGAAUUCAGUUUGUGAUUAAGAAAUGACAGUCUUGUGCAUAAACAUUUUAAAAAUGUAUAUGUUGAGCAGCCUAUU